Molecule: messenger RNA, 7177 nt
Organism: Haliotis rufescens (red abalone)
Lineage: Eukaryota; Metazoa; Mollusca; Gastropoda; Lepetellida; Haliotidae
Product: exocyst complex component 6B-like
Exons: 24
Coding region: 24-2555 (843 amino acids)
Biological process (GO): Golgi to plasma membrane transport; exocytosis; intracellular protein transport
Cellular component (GO): membrane; exocyst
Source: RefSeq, a predicted model, not a curated record
CGCAUGCGCAAUCGCAAGAUGGGAUGAUGGCGGAAGCUAGUACACCCCGCAAAACUACCAAGAUUCCAGCUUGGAAAAAGCUCCACGACACCGUUCAGGAUGCCAAUACGUUGAGGCAAGAGGCUGUUAGCGCUCAGCAUGAUCACUUGAUUACAGAAAUUGAGACCUCGGACGGACCUCUGGCCACAACUCUGAGAGCUGUUUACGAUGGCGACGAAUUGGGCAAGUUUCAAGAGACUUUGGAUACUCGAAUCAAGAGUCAUGACCGUGAGAUUGAGCGGAUGUGCAACUACCACUAUCAAGGGUUUAUUGAUUCCAUCAGAGAACUACAGCAAGUCAGUGGCGAUGCUGCCAAACUGAAGGAUGAGAUCAGCGGUGUGGAUAGCGAGCUUCAAAAGUCAUGUGACCCCCUCCUGGCUAAAGGUGAUGAGCUGGUCAAGAGUCGCAAGAUACAGAAGAAUAUCACAGCUGCCAUAGAAAAUCUCUCUAUGUGCCUGCCAGUGUUGGAACUGUAUGGCAAGCUCCAAGAACAAAUGAAAAACAGAAGGUUCUACCCUGCCCUGAAGACCCUGGAACAGCUGGAGCACACCUAUCUGCCCCGAGUCAUCAGCCAUUGGUUCUCACAGACCAUGUCAGAAGCCAUCCCUAAGCUGAGGGAGAAAAUAAAGGAGGCCUCCAUGUCCGAGCUCAAGGACUUCCUGGAGAGCAUCCGGAAACAUUCAGAGAAAAUAGGAGAAGUGGCAAUGACACAUGCAGCUGAGCAGAACAACAUGGACCCAACAAUAGUGAAGAAGAAGCUGAAGAAACGUCGAGCGCCACCGCCGCCUAAUCCAUUUUCUGGGGAAGUGGAAGCAAUGCCUGAGGUUGUGAGAGAAGACUCAUUGGAGGGAGAAGAGGAACUGAGCGCUCAAGAUCUUGUGGAUUUCUCUCCAGUUUACCGAUGUCUACAUAUUUAUUCUGUCUUGGGUGAUAAGGAGAAGUUUGAGACCUAUUAUCGACAGCAGAGAUGGAAGCAAGCUCGACUGUCCCUCCAACCACCAGCAGCCAUGCAUGAAAGUGCAGAUGCUUACCGAAAAUAUUUCCAUGAUAUUGUAGGGUUUUUUGUUGUGGAAGAUCAUAUUUUACACACAUCCCAAGGUCUGGUGAACCGGGCAUAUAUGGAUGAGUUGUGGGAGAAGGCUGUAGAGAAGAUUGUAGCAACCCUCAGAUCAACUGCUGCAAAGCUUGUCAACCAAAAUCACUGGAAUGCACAGAAAUCUUGUAAAGUAUCCAACUUAAUGCUGGAAAUAAAGAAACUUAUAGUGCUAUUCUGCCACACACUCAAGGGUUAUGGUUUUAGUGUCGGAAGACUGUUGGAGCUGUUACUGGAGAUGAGAGACCGAUACAGUGAGAUCUUGUCGGAGCAGUGGGUGGACAUCUUCAACGACAUCUUCAGGGAAGACAACUACACUCCCAUCUGCUGCAAUGAUGAGGAGGAGUUUAGCCUCAUCAUGUCCCAGUUGCCGUUGAAUGAUGCCGAGCUACAGCAGUCACCUUACCCCAAAGUCCUCCCCUACUCCCAGUUCGUGCCCAGUAUAUACAAUCAAGUCAAAGAAUACAUCAAUGCCUGUUUGAAGUUUUCUGCUGAUCUUCACUUGAGUCACACUGAGAUAGACGACAUGAUCAGGAAGUCUGCCAAUCAGCUGCUCACAAAGACCCUUGGUAACUGUCUGUCCAACCUCAUCAAAACACCAAGACUUAGCUUAAUACAGUUAAUCCAGAUCUCUAUCAACAUGAACUAUCUGGAGCGAUCAUGUGAACAUCUCGAGGAGUACAUCUCCAGUAUAACCGGUGCUGAAAAAGAUAGCGUCCAUAUUGCCAGGUUGCAUGGGACAUCUAUGUUCAAGGAUGCACGGAAUGAUGCGGAACAGCAUAUAUACCAGCAGCUGAAUCUGAAAAUAGAUGAGUUCUUAGAACUAGCGAAUUACAACUGGAUGUUGGCUGAAUCUUCAGGCCAUGCUAGUGGUUAUCUCAUGGAUCUUGUGGCCUUCCUGCAGAGCACAUUCAUGUCCUUCACAAACCUACCUAUGAGAAUUAAGACCCCAGCUUUGGAGAAGGUGGCGAAGACGGCGUGUAUGUCAGCCUGUCAACACAUUGCCGGCACCAUGAUGGGCUUCCUGUUGGAUAACGACAUCCGACAACUCACCCUCGGCUCGCUCCAGCAGUUUAAUCUUGACCUUAUGCAGUGUGAACAAUUUGCAGCCUCAGAGCCAGUCCCUGGUUCUAAUGAUGGCACUCUACAAAUGGCCUUUGCUGAUCUCCGGCAGCUUUUAGAUCUGUUUUUAAACUGGGACUGGUCUUUGUACCUGGCAGACUAUGGCAAACAGCAGUCAAAGUACCUCCGCGUCCAGCGACUUGUUGCAAUCAGCUUGCUGGAAAAGCUGAAUAAUGCUGACAAGAAGAAGAACAACUUGUUUGCAUCGCUGAAGAGGAACGAGAGAGACAAGAAGAAGCUGGUAGAGACAGUACUGAAACAGCUGAAAGGGUUGGAGAAUGGCACCACACCUCAGGUCUAGUUGAUGUAGUGCUCGUUUCCAAGGAGGAGUCUGAUGGUGACAGAGACACCUGCGUGAGAUAGCAGGGGGAGUAGUCCCCAUUCCAGCAGGGUUUACCAGAGUACAUUGACAAGGUUUUGAGGACGCUCAGAAGCUUCCUCGUUGUUCGCAUCUGAAGGGCAUUGUAAAGAACUUGGUUUCAUGGCUUGAGGAGUGUGUGACCAGGACAUCCCAGUUGUUUUGUUGAGUCUUGAUAUUGUGAUGAUUGACACACCUGGAACUGAUAACUGCCUGUGCAGUUUCACCAACAGUUUUCGACACGGACACUAGUCUUGUAGCCUCGAGACUUGAGAACAUCUUGAAGGAACAUCUGUUUAUGUAAACCAGAAGUUGAGCUGUGGACUAAUUGGAUUUAAUUAUCCAAAGCAAUCAGAAUUUGCACAAAAUGGUACUAUAAGAGUCGUACCAAACCUGUCCACACUCUGUCAGAGCUACAUUAUGACCCGGCAAUAGGAAUUGAUAGAUGUCACUCGUCAUCGGUUAAAGGAAUAUUAAUUAGACUUAUGUUGAGAUGGAAAAUUGUAGAAGAGGUUCCUGAUAAUUACCAGACCCGUGAUACUGGUGGAUGCCCAGUAUGUGGAUCUACUGAACACUGUUUGUGGAGGCUACGAUCAAGUCAUUUGUGAUGGAGUCACUGGUGCUGAGGGGCCGGAUCUUGGGACAGCUUUCUCAAGAUGUGCUAUUUACUCGAGAUUCAUUCCCACAACUCAAAGUGCCAUGCUGUGAUCAAACUUUCUCGUCAAGUCUUUCAUAAUUUCCCUGAUGCACAUGCAGUGUGUCUUACCCGCCAGAACACACCUGUUUGUGUUUGAGUCCGAGAUUUCAAUGUACAGCAUGGUAACCUGAUUCAUCUAUGAAAGAUGAGCAUGUCGAGAGCUAGAGUGGGUUUUCUUUGUUCUGCAUUCUAAGUCAUGAAGUCACCCACCAUGCUGUGUGGAUGUAUGCCUACAUAUUAUCCUGAACAAAUACUGCUUAUGAAGCUUGACGAUUCGUAGAUUAGUACAGUGCUUUGGAUAUUGGAAUUGUCAUUACACCAUUAAACCAUGUUGUUGUUUUCUUUGAGACUGUCAUGUGUGACUUUAUUUAAUGGCCUAUUAUCAGGAGGUGAUAUAUCUCUCAAUUGGUCAUCUUUGACAAGCUCUUAUUUCUCUUCUGGACGUUACAGGAAUAGCUUUGUGCAAUAUUGAAGAAGUAUUUAAGUCUGGUUACCUUGAUACAAGAAUGUGGUACAGAGACAAAUGUAAGGAGAACCACCUUCCUCUCUGACAUACAUUUGGGCUGUUGCAGGUCCUGCAUAUAGAUUUGAUUAUAACACUUUCUACUAUGUUACACUCUGUUUUAAAGACUUUUGAGCGUAUUCGCCCAAAUAUGGCUCUAAGCAUCAUUUUCAGUAGAGUUUAGUGUUAUCAUAUGGAGUAGUAUUAACUUGGACCAACAGAAUUUUACAAGACACAGACUGUACUAUAUUAUGAAGGGUUAGACAUGGUCACUAGUCUGCUAACCCGGGAAAUGGUGACAAUCUCAAAAUAUUCUGGUAAAGACACAGAUAAUGAGACCUGCUUUGUGACCCAAUUUACAUGAGUAAGUGGCACAGUCCACAUUUCUGCAGGGGUGACAGGGGUCAUUAAGAGAAUCAUGCACAUUCUAGCUGUGUGCAUUCUGCAUCUGUCCUACCUGUCACAGAUACUGGGAAUACCCCUUGCAGCUGUCCGUGGCCCCCAUUUUUCACAAAGGCAUGUUCAACACAUCUGUGUCUACCAGUAUUUGUGAUACAUAGACCAUGAGUCCGAAAUGAGAUCAAGACAAGCAUCAUGGUCAUGUUGACAUUUUGUUUGCCUCUACAGAUAGCUACUAUGUGUAUGCCGGUGUGCUGCAACAGCCCUUGCAUGCAGGCAGAAGGCCGCUAUUUAAUGCCAUAAUAUAUUUUCGGAAUGGUGAAGAUUUAUACAGUUUUCAAUUUUUUGGGAGAGUGUGAGUGUUUGAAACCUUGUACGAUAUUUCUACAAUUGUAAAACUUGGGAGGAACAAAGAAUGACAGGUUCUCAAGCAGUGGCUUUAGAAAAGUAGUGGUUUGGGGAUCUUUAUUGUAAAUCAUUUUUUUACCAGAUGUAAAAAUUGUUGUGUUGUUUUCGUCUUAAGGACAAAGUUAUUUUCUGUCAAGCAGUUACGGAUGCAGAAAGUGUCUGGAACAAGAACAUUGUAGCAUUUGUCAUUAGCCUUUUCUUGCUUCUGAAAGAUGUCUCUGAAAUUCCCAGAUAAGUCAUCUUCAUAUUGUUACCUGAUAAUUAUCGGUCCUUAUGGACACAGAAUUACAAACAAUCACCCACUGAAACACACUUUCAGUUGUUUGGUUUGCCUUGCUGGUCAUGGCGGGUCACUUGAUUAAAGAUGAAAUAAGUUAAUUUUGCAACAUACACAUAUUUUCUUGGCAUUGCUACAUGGAUAUUUAAGUUUUAGCUGAACACUGUCCUAGAGAAUUCAUAUUCAUAAAAAAACCUAUCCAUGGCUGUAUGUUCCCAAAGCACUGAUCUGCUGUUAACCUCAACAACAUGAAAGACACUAUGUAUGAUUAAUAUUUUGACCAGUGUUCAUGGUAAUAGGUUGUUAAUGUAAGUCAUUAAACAUUGGUACAAGUGAUUUUGUGAAAUGUACCAGUGAAGAAAGCAAGCACCUGCCAUCAUGCCUGGAUGAAUAACAGGAGAAUGAUAUUCUGUUUCAGUAUUAUUAUGUGAUAGCACCAAUAUAACUGAUAAUAAUGAUGUAUUCCUUUGUAUUCUUUUGUAAAACAUUAUUGUAUUGACUCCUACAAAGUAUACAAGUCUUGUUAUGCCUGCAUUUUUUAUUAUAUUUUAUUGCUUAUUAUUGGAAAUAUUUAUAUUUUGUCAAACAGAAAUAACGUCCACCUGGCCACACCAAAUGAGUUUUGUUUUGUUUGUGUUUUGCUUUGACCUUAACAAAAGUAUAAAUAAAUACUGACAAUAAGCUGAUUAAGUGAAAGUAUCUGUAUUUUAAAGAUGAACCAUAUGAAUUUGCUGGCUCUGGAUAAAUGCUAUUUCAGAGUACUUGGUAAAAUGUUAUAACUGGGUUUGUGAUUCAGGAGGUCUUGUUAUUUACCUAGAAGUAUGUUUGUGCUCUUGUAAUUCACUUCAGCCCAGACCACGGUGGUGUAUGUUCAUUUGUUGCUAAGCAUGCUAAGUGCCCAGCCAAUGGUUGCAGCAUUUGUAUUUGUACUUCAUCAUCUCAAUGAAGGCAUAAUCGGUGAUCAAGGGCAACACCAGUGUACUUCCUACUUCCUUUGAGUAAACCCCACCUCCAUAUCUAGGAUGGUCUUGCCAGUAGUUAGCAUGCCUGUGAGUAUCUUUCUAGCCGUUAGUUGAUACAAUAUCUGGAUAAUUUGCCCUGGACAAGUGGACUUUAACAUGUGACUUGCCCAUGAACAAAUGAUCAUUACAAGAUUGUGACCUUGAUCUUCCAUGCAGCAUGCACAAAUGUACCACUUAGCAUAAGCUACACUGAUCACUGAAAUACAAAUGAAACAAACAUUUGUACUAGGUCAUUGAUUGUGAAUAUUGAAUUAUAUACAAGUCAAAAGAAGUUAAAGAACACCCACAAUUGGAAGGCUUUUGUUGCAAUGCACACCAGCCAUGACAGAUUAUAUUGUCAUAUGAAAAAAUAAGGUGUUCCUUAACAUUUUUUUAGUAGUAUAUUUGUUUUCUUGGUAUCUUAGUAUGAUUUCAUUUAGGGCUGGGACGAUACACAAACUGUGCGAUCAGAUACGAUAUCAAUAUCUUCCUCAUCAUCCCAUACGUAUCACGAUACUUGCAUGUGCUCUUAUCUGUUGUGCGUAAGCCAUCUUUUUUAUAGACAGGAUGGCCAAAUACCUGGCACACUAACGAUUUACAGUUGGUAGUGUCAAUUGUGGCACGGACGAAAAUAUUUACGUUUUCACUACUUAUUUUCACUAGUAAUUAGUGUUUGGUGUAACAUUUAAUGAAUACAUUUAAAGUAAGAAUUGAUACUUUUUACUUUGUAUGCGAUUGUGAACGAUAUUAGCAAAAAAAUUGCCAUCCACCGAUGCAUCGGUGUAUUGUCCCACUACUACUUUCAUUAUGUAUUUGAUUUCUAUGGAUGUGCCUUUCUCUGUGUGGACAGGUAUCCAUUGGUUGACAGGGUCUGCUUACCCAGCACUCUAGCAUCUCCACAGAAUCUGUUUGCAGGUAGAUUCAUCUGCUUGUUUCUUCAUCAUUGUAACAGAUUGUAUCAUCAAGUGUCGAACCCAUAUGCAUAUAGGAAGUCAGUUUAGUUCAUGAACAGUGAACAUAUUAGUCUACUUCAGAUAGAGAUACGUAUAACGCUCAGUUUAGCUAAAUUUAUCCACAACAAUUGCCAUUGUAUCUGUGGAAACCAGCUUUAACCAUGCUGGAAAGUCUUAAUGAAGAGUCUGUGGCCUCAACAAAAAACUAUUGGCAAGAACAUAUUUAAAUAGGCACCUCAAAUAAUUUAAUUGCUUGAGGCUUUAGAUGUAUAAUAACAUUGACUCUGAAAUAGGCACCUGAGCAGCCCUGGGAGUUGCAUAUCUUUUU